AUGUCUGAUUCGCGCCUCGACCAGUCCCUCGAGUCUAUCAUCAGCUCGAGGAAGCAAUCGACCCGCAAAGGCCGCGGUGGCCGUCGCCCAGAUGCUGGUCGCCCAGCUGCCACGGCUGCCCCCGUUGGCGGUGUCAAGAAGUCCACCAGGCAGCCCAAGCAGCCCAAGGCAGCUCCUACAGGCCCCGCCCCCACCGGCGGUGAGAGCAAGAUCAUGAUCUCCAACUUGCCGUUGGACGUUGAGCAAGGUCAACUUCAGGACUACUUUGCCUCUGCAAUUGGCGUUGGCCGGCCCAAGAGGAUUCUCAUGCAGUACGGGCCGAACGGCAAGAGCCUCGGAAGCGCAACUGUCAUCUUCAACCGCCCUGAGCAGGCUUCCAAGGCUACCACAGCCCUGAAUGGCGUCAAGAUCGACAACCGCCCUAUCCGCGUCGACCUCCUUGUCAGCGCUGCGAACGUACCCGCCCAGACAAAGCAGUCCUCCCUGGCUGACCGUGUCACACAACCAAAGAAGGACAAGCCCAAGCCAGCCACUACUGACAAAGCCGCCCCUUCUGCUGGAAAGGGACGCGGUGAGGGCACUCGAGGACGUGGAAAGGCCCGUGUUGGUCGUGAGCGCCAGAAGAAGAAGACGGUCGAGGAGCUCGAUGCCGAGAUGGCCGACUACUUCCCCACCGCUGACGGCAGCAACGAUGCCAUGGCUACCAACAGCGUCGGGGCCGCCCCAGCUGCCGUAGGAGGCGAUACCGCCAUGGACGAUGAGAUGCUAUAA
Molecule: messenger RNA, 771 nt
Organism: Didymella exigua CBS 183.55
Lineage: Eukaryota; Fungi; Ascomycota; Dothideomycetes; Pleosporales; Didymellaceae
Exons: 4
Coding region: 1-771 (256 amino acids)
Biological process (GO): mRNA export from nucleus
Cellular component (GO): nucleus
Molecular function (GO): mRNA binding
Source: RefSeq, a predicted model, not a curated record